Molecule: messenger RNA, 2177 nt
Organism: Podospora pseudocomata
Lineage: Eukaryota; Fungi; Ascomycota; Sordariomycetes; Sordariales; Podosporaceae
Exons: 2
Coding region: 220-1950 (576 amino acids)
Source: RefSeq, a predicted model, not a curated record
UAUUGUCCUCGCGCUUGCUCCCUGUAAUGGGCAGAGUUGCUCUUGCCGGUGGGGGAGCUGUGGAAAGAUACUUUCGUCAGUUGCAGGGCAAGAGUGGAUGGCUUGCUUGUUCUUUGCCUGCCCGCCAGCUGCUUUCUUUAUACCCUCGUAUCUGUGAUACGUCUCAUUCUACCUUUGAUCUGAUUUUCAUCUCACCUCCCUCCUCCCUCUCACACAGCCAUGCCCGAAUCGCCAUACCGUCCUCCGCCCGGCUCGACCAUUGUCCCGACUUCGCAUAACAAAUGUGGUCCGGUGCCGUUCCCACUAACAGCUCAACAGCUCAAUGCUUCUAUUCAUCAUGCGGUCCCGUCCAUCACACAACGUGCCGUCCGCGACUUUGGAGCCAAGAUGGUGGCCGACUCCAUUGUCGACAUCAUGAACCACUUUACUACCGCGGAUAUCGACAAGGUCGCCGACAUGAUUAUCGACAAGGCCAGCGACAACUUCCUCGACAAAUGUCUGGAAAAGCGACUUUUGACCAUCGAGGCCGCUCCACUGACCAAUGCUCUCGCAAAAGCUGAACGGCUGGGGUAUGAGCUGGGCGAUGUGAUCCCAGAACAACAACAGGGCCAAGCCCAUCCGGCUGCCGCUGCUCCUAAUGGCCACCAAGCUCACCCUACCCCACCGGCGGCUGGCUAUCCUCCUGCUCCAUCUGCUCCCCCGUCGUCGCAACAUCCAAUGCUUCAGUGUGCUAGGUGCUUCCGUACUUUUGCUCAGACUUCGGCUUUUGAAUAUCACACUGCAUACAGCAUUUGCACUAUAUUACCACCCACCUCGGCUGGAUUCAAGCACUCAUGCCCAUACUGCGGUCAGGGCUUCACAGAACUAGUAGAUCUGAAUGGCCACCUCAACGGUAGAGUUUGCGGUCAUUUUGAUACGGUCAAACUUCCUCGUGGGCCUGGUCGACCCCCAAGAGUUGCUCCCGUUCAGCAUGCUAGCCCCGUACCGAUUGCCUCAUCGGCGCCAAACGGGACCCCUAACGCUUCCUUGUCAACUCCAGCGCGAUCCCAGCUCGUGAAUCGCGCAUUGGCAGGAACGCCGACAGCCUCACCCAUCCCGGGCGACCCAUAUGCUCACCUCACACCUGAACAAUUCCAAGCGAUGAACGAGGAGCUUCACGAGGCUGAGAUCAAAUACCGACCAAGAUUUGCCGAGGCGGAAGCCAUCCCUGAUGAAAAUGAAAGACGCCAGAGAGUCGAGGGUCUCAGGAACAGCUUCGGCACCAAGCAAUCGAUGAUCCGGAAAAAGUACGGAGUCAGGCUGCGUGAACGACGCACCAAGGCGGAGAUUCAGGCUGAGAGGGAGCGUCUGGGCAUCAAGCAGGCUGAAAAGGACCAAGCGAGGGCGUCCAUGGGGCCUGCUGGCAAGACAGAGGAUAGGCCAGUGGUCAUUAGCGAUGUCCCUGUGCCUGUUGUUCCGCCUAUGCCUGUUGGGCCACCGGCAGCUGGGUGGGUGGCUGCCAAUACGCCAAGGCCAAAUCCUGGUGCUGCCGAUGAGGAGGAGCACGAUGCGAAGAGGAGGAGGACGGACACGAAUGGGGGGUAUCAGACGCCCUAUAAGACUGGGGUGGAGGAUACACCCACCCGCAAGGUCUCGGCCAGCUUUGAUGGGGCAGGUGGUUCAGGUGUUCAGAACACCGGCAAUCCUUAUCCCGCGCUUGGAAAACCCCCCAAUCACGCCGACCUCGCAGCGCAAGCCGUUGCUGCGACGGCUGCGCUGAAUGGCCAGAAUGGGAACAGCUCCAAGCAACCCAUCGCUAUCGACGAUGGUGAUGACGACUCGGACUCGUCGGGUGAUGACGAGGAUAUCCCUUCUACGUUGCCCGCCAACGUGAGGAACAGCCUGGGGGCGUCGGCGGCUGGCAAGACGGGGAGUAGAGCUGGCUCCACAGCGUCGAUGACUCCUGGAUAACCUGACCAUGGCAAACAAAGAAAACUAUCUGUACCAAACUAUUGUUUUACAUAUAUUCCCUUUUUCUUGUUUCUUUUGCACAUAUAUAUACCUACUCAACCACGACCUUGCAAGCCUUUGAUAUAACACCCAUCAUCAUCAACAUCAUCAUCAUCAUCAGCUUUUCUUUUUUGCUACUCAUUCUAUAUCUGGUCUGGCUUUUAAGUAGAAAGUUUGGGAAGGAAGGA